UAUAAUAUUUAAGUGGCUUCAAAUCAUAAAAAUACUAAAUCAAGUUACCAUGGAUACACUAAUGUUUAUUUUUAAAUACAUAUUAGUUUGUUUUUGCAUUUAGUCCAGAAGAGCUAGUCUUUUGUGCCUAUAUACUAUUAAAAACAGUCACAAUAAAUUGUGAAAAAAGUAUUUUGAUACAUUGAUUUUUUGCAACACAAUCAAAUUACAAUGACGGUAAAAAAAUUGUUUCGUCGGUUGGCAAGGGCCUUUACGUGUUGUCUUUCCAAAAAGCAGCGUAAUAUAAAUGAAAGCACGGACUGUUACUUACAACUAGUUAGUAGACAUGAUAUUCAGGAUUCAGGAACUCAAACAACGACUACGUUAGAAAAUGUAUCUGAUGAAAGGGUAAAUAUUGUUGACAAUAACAUUAACAAGACUGUUGAUGGAUGUGAAAUGUCGGAAAAAGAGGUUCACGAACUUGGUAUGGUGGAGCCUAACAUAACAGAUGUUGAAGGAGCAGCCAUUGUGGAAAAGAGUAUGCAGGAAGAGGAAGACAAGGAGUGUUACUUAAGUCCAGAUAGUAAUCACGAUAUGAAAUCUGGCACAAUGGACAACGAGGAUUCAGGAACUAAAACAACGACUACGUUAGAAAAUGUGUCUGAUGAAAGGGUAAAUAUUGUUGACAAUAACAUUAACAAGACUGUUGAUGGAUGUGAAAUGUUGGAAAAAGAGGUUCACGAACUUGGUAUGACGGAGCCCAACAUAACAGAUAUUGAAGGAGCAGCCAUUGUGGAAAAGAAAGACAUGGAGUGUUACUUACGUCCAGUUAAAACACGUAGAUUUAAAAAAGGUACUAUAUGCUUCUUCGGGAAAAAGAAGAAUUCUGGCACGAUUACUACAGAUAAUGGGGAAUGUUAUAAGUUCUAUAGAGAAGAUUUAAAUUUAGGUUUUGAUCGACCUUUUAAAUAUCCACAAAAAGUGAAAUUUGUUGUUGAUGAUACACAGCCCAAAUGGGCCUAUGAUGUAGAAAUAAUUGGAGACCCUUAUGUUCGAAGGUGCUGUUAUUGUUUAAAAGAUGAUCAUCUUGGUUUAGAAGACUGUAUGAAGUUACAGAUAGAUUCGUAUAAUUUUUACUAUCCUUAUUUAUAACAUAACGGUACAAAACCAGCAGUUUGUGAUAUUUAUUCUGUUAAUGUUUCAAUUAAACUUAUAAAUUAUCAAUAAAAAUUAUAUGUUAUAAAGUUAAUACUUAAAAAAUAAUGUAUUUUAAUAAUAUUCUAUGUUAUUUCUAAUUCGUGAUAAAUAUAUUGUCA
This is a messenger RNA of Daktulosphaira vitifoliae (grape phylloxera), 1295 nucleotides long. RefSeq lists its product as uncharacterized. The record is from RefSeq and is a predicted model, not a curated record. Bases 211 to 1131 code for a protein of 306 amino acids. The transcript is spliced from 6 exons. Lineage: Eukaryota; Metazoa; Arthropoda; Insecta; Hemiptera; Phylloxeridae.